CCUCCCCAGCGCUGGCCGGGGGCGUCUUCCCAGAUUUGUAGCCGCAUGACCCUCCGCACCGCCGAAUCACCACCCACGACGACGACGACGACGGCGACAUGGGGCUGAAGGGCUUCGUCGAGGGCGGCGCCGCCUCCGUCGUCGCCGGCUGCUCCACGCACCCGCUCGACCUCAUCAAGGUCCGCAUGCAGCUCCACGGCGAGCUGCCCCCACCUGCCCCCGCCAUGCGCUUCGCCCUCGUCUUCCCCUUCCCGCAGCACCACCACCACGACCUCCUCCACCCGCCGCCGCGCAAGCCCGGGCCCAUCGCCAUGGGCGCCCAGAUCUUGCGCGCCGAGGGCCCCACCGGGCUCCUCUCGGGGGUCUCCGCCACCGUGCUGCGCCAGGCCGUCUACUCCUCCACCUCCAUGGGCCUCUACGACACCAUCAAGCGCCGGUGGGAGCGGGACUCCGGCGGCGCCCCGCUCCCGCUGCACCGCAAGCUCGCCGCCGGGCUCGUCGCCGGCGGCGUCGGCUCCACCGUCGGCAACCCCGCCGACGUCGCCAUGGUGCGGAUGCAGGCCGACGGGCGCCUCCCCGCCGCCGAGCGCCGCAACUACCGCAGCGUCGCGCACGCCAUCGCCCGCAUCGCGCGCGACGAGGGCGUGCGCAGCCUCUGGCGCGGCUCCUCGCUCACCGUCAACCGCGCCAUGAUCGUCACCGCCUCGCAGCUCGCCACCUACGACCAGGCCAAGGAGGCCAUCCUCUCCCGCCGCGGCCCCGCCGCCGACGGGCUCGCCACGCACGUCGCCGCCAGCUUCGCCGCCGGCCUCGUCGCCGCCGCCGCCUCCAGCCCCGUCGACUGCGUCAAGACCAGGGUCAUGAACAUGAAGGUGCAGCCCGGCUGCCCGCCACCCUACGCCGGCGCGCUCGACUGCGCCAUCAAGACCGUCCGGUCCGAGGGCGCCCUCGCGCUCUACAAGGGGUUCAUACCCACCGUUACGCGCCAGGGGCCCUUCACCGUCGUGCUCUUCGUCACGCUCGAGCAGGUUCGCAAGUUGCUCAAGGACUUCGAUUUCUGAAGC
Molecule: messenger RNA, 1064 nt
Organism: Lolium rigidum
Lineage: Eukaryota; Viridiplantae; Streptophyta; Magnoliopsida; Poales; Poaceae
Product: mitochondrial uncoupling protein 5-like
Exons: 1
Coding region: 99-1061 (320 amino acids)
Biological process (GO): succinate transmembrane transport; thiosulfate transport; oxaloacetate transport
Cellular component (GO): mitochondrial membrane
Molecular function (GO): succinate transmembrane transporter activity; thiosulfate transmembrane transporter activity; malate transmembrane transporter activity
Source: RefSeq, a predicted model, not a curated record